Molecule: messenger RNA, 1269 nt
Organism: Lutzomyia longipalpis
Lineage: Eukaryota; Metazoa; Arthropoda; Insecta; Diptera; Psychodidae
Gene: Spag1
Product: sperm-associated antigen 1
Exons: 2
Coding region: 1-1269 (422 amino acids)
Cellular component (GO): mitochondrion; cytosol
Molecular function (GO): heat shock protein binding
Source: RefSeq, a predicted model, not a curated record
AUGGUGAAAGAAGGCAAAAAGACGUUGCUGGAAAAGUGGGAGAUUCCCAUUAACCACCUGGACUUUGAUUACGUGAAACAGUGCACAAACCCAAAAGAAUUGGAGAAGAUUUACAAAAUCCUGCAAUCAGGAGAGGAAGGCUACUACCCAGAACUGACUAAAUGUACUGAAGAGCAUCUCCGUGCUCUAAAGCCAAACAGCAAGGUCUUUCGUACUGAAGCUCCUGUGCUGAAGAAGGAUCACCUGGAUCAAGAAACUUUCCAACAGAUUCGACAGAAUCUCACAAAGUUCUCCCUCAGUGCAAAGGAGAAGGAAAAGGAAGUUGAAGGAAACCCGAAGAAAUUAAAAAUUGAAUAUCCGGAAGUGAGACAGCCCAAAGCUCCUCCCCAGAAUGGAGGAAAGCUUGAUAAAAAUCCCGCAGAUCGAAUUAAAUCGCACGAGUAUGAGAAAUGGGAUAAAUACGAUGCAGAUGCUGAGAUGGUAAAAAUGGAUCUUCAGGAGGAAAUUCAAAAGGAACGAGCUGAGAGGCAGAAAUCCCAAAAGAAGGUGGUUAUUGAGGAAAUUGUCAAUCCCAUCUGGAACAAAAUGACCAAAAGUGAGAGAGAAGAGCUGGCUCUCAAGCACAAAAUCAAAGGUAAUGAAUAUUUCAAGACGAAAGACUUUGAAGAAGCUCAUCGAGAGUACAGCAAGUGCAUUGACAUUGAACCAUCUGCCAUUGCGUACAAUAAUCGUGCUAUUGCAAACAUAAAACUUGACCGAUUGAGAGAAGCCAUUGAGGAUUGCGAUGCAUGCCUCCGGGUUGAACCAAAAAAUCUCAAAGCUCUCAUGAGAAAAGCUCAAGCUCUCGAGUUGGAUGAUUGCAAGAGGUCUGCAUUGGAAGUUCUCCAGGAAAUUCUCAAAAUUGACCCCGAAAAUGCAGCUGCAAAGAAAUCCGCGGAAAAGCUGCGAAAGGAAAUUCCUUCACCACUCACUGGAGCUUUUCGCAUGAAAAUUGAAGAUAUCCCAGAAGAGCUUCCAGAAGAACUUUCAGAAGAGCUUCCAGAAGUGCAAGAUGUGGAUUUCUCAAAAUUAAUCAUUCCCAACCGAAUUGUUAAGAACAAAAUGGCCACAGUGGCGCAGAAUCUCGGGAAAAUAUGUGGGAAAGCUCCCGAAAAAUGGAAGGAAGGUCAUGUGAAGCGUGAUAAGAAUGCUGAUAUUGUUCUCACACCGCUCCGUGCAGAAGACGCGUGUGAAUCACGUGGGGCUUUCAUUGAAGAAAUCUUUGAUUAA